AAAGAAAUCAGUUUCAGCCAACGAUAGAGUCCUGCGCGAGACAACAGUGCUGCUGUGAUAGACAUGUCGGAGUUUCUGGAAGAUCCGUCUGUGCUCACUAAAGAGAGGCUAAAAAGUGCACUCCAGGCCCAUAAUGUGGCUCUGCCGAACGGUGACCAGAGGAAGGACGUGUACGUGCAGCUGUACCUGAAGUAUCUGACCGCGCAAAACAAAAAGAGCAGCGGCUCUCAGGAUGUCUUCUCCAGCGACGAGGAGCUCCCUCCAGCUCCGGUGGUCUCCAACAAGAGCCGCUCCGGGAGGAAAGCCACUAGGAAAACAGACAGAGUUCGACCAGAGGAAAUCCAUGUGAACGAAUUGACCGACGAGGGUUUAAAAGACCUGUUAUUGAAGUACGGGGUGAAUGCCGGACCCAUUGUUGCGUCCACUCGGAAGGUCUAUGAGAAGAGGCUUCAAAAGUUGUUGGAUCAUGGACCCCCAGAAGCUGUGACCCCUCAUUCAGAAGCAUCACAGACAGAUGGCAGCCAGAACGGUAACACGGAUUCAGAACAGUACAGUGACAAAGAAGAAGAAAUAGUAGCACAGGCUCCGAUGCUUGUGCUGGAUCCUGAUCCAGAAGAGGUGGUUGAACCCAUCCCAGUCGUGGAGAAACCAAUCAGGAGUAGAGGGAAAACGCCAGUGACCACCAGAACACGCAGUGGGCAACACAACAAGGAGGAUAAGCAAGAGGACGAUUGGCCGGUCUUGAACAUUAAGAGAAAGUUGAAGACAUCAUCUCUGAGUCUGGAUCAGACUGUUCCCGCCAGUGACGACACCGAAAACUCUGAGGUCUCAUCUUCAGAGUUUUUUACUGAUGCCCAGGACAGGAGAAGGACGGGACCUGUGACUACAGGAAAGGAAUCCGGGCUUUUGUUCGCAGACAAAACAUCAAAGCUCUUUUCCAAGUCUGAAUCUCAGAAACGACGCAGUGCACCAGUUCGGUCAUUUCGCCCUGAUAUGAAUGAAGUACCAUCAAAUGUCAAGGAUUUCUCUGAUACCCCCAUAGUUAAGGGUGUAUCUAUUCCUUUGGUGCGGAUAAAAGCCAACACUUUGGCGGUCUCAAAGGAACCGAAACCUUCAAAGCACUCCUCUAUCUCCGAGUUCGACUGGUCAGAAUCACCCAAACGUCACAGCUCUCCUUUCCAGUCAGCGAAUUUGCAAAUGGACACUCCCAUUGAUAAGUUUGAUGAGAAUUCCACUGACAUCACUUCCCCUCCGAUUAGACCGUCCAAUCGUGAGCCGCUUGUUUCCCUGAUCAAUACUGCCUGUGUUGAGGUGGAUGACCACGGUGUGAAGGAUAUACUGAGCUGUAAAUAUACAAGCCGCUCUCCUGUGGCUUUAUCUCGGGAAGCCAAAUCUUUCACCCCAUCCAAGCUCUCAAAAAACAUCAACCCUCAUUUAAGUCAAAACCAACUUUCCAAACCCUUGACUGAGUCACUGCGUCGUUUUUCAUCACCUUAUGAGGACAAGAGAGAAGAUUUCCUAUCCUCCCCUUCUUUUAGGGAGUCUGCAUCCUGUAUGGCUUCAGGAGACUCUCUACUCGCCGUCUCUGUUAACCUUUCACAGGAGAGCUGUGUCUCACCAGAGACCCAGCCCAAGACAAAGCAGUCCAAAAUUACCCCUUUCCUCUCCCCAGUCACUCCUCUCCGAGGGUUUGAUAGCAUCCAGGCGGAAGCAAAGCAAGCUGCAAUGGUGGAAAAGGUAUCAGCAAUUGAUCACACCCCGAGGACGGUCGAGAAAGAUGUUCUUAAAGAAAUCUUUCCCAGUGAAAACCUCAACACACCAACUGGAAUCAGUGCAACCUGUCGGCGACCAAUCAGAGGAGCAGCCGGCCGGCCCUUCGACAAUUCGUGGUUGAACGAAUCUCGCCUCCGCUAUACCGGGUUGAGUGAAACCAGCACAUCUUACACCGAGACCCGAUCUGUUUCACAGGUGGCUGCCGUCCCGCUACCUGCUUCCAAACCUGUGGCGCCCUCUGCUGUGAAGAGCAGAGCACGACGUGGCCUGCCAGUAUGGGUUCAGCUCUUACUGCUCAGUGCAGUUGCCGGAUUCCUUUUCUUCGUGUAUCAGACCAUGGAAACUAAUGAGAGUGGACUUUUCAGGCAAAGUGGAGCUGACGAUAGCACCAGCAAAUGAAAAUCAACCAUUUUUCAUUUCUAUCUACCUAAGCAAACCUCCUUUGUUGAUUCAACAGCCAUCAAAUUUAUGGACAUGUACCUAUUCUCUUUGUAGAUUUGCAUAACAUUUCACAGCUGUUGAGUCACAUGCUCUGUUUGUACCUUUUUUCCAACUUGGUUAGAGGAAGGAAACAUUGGUUUUAAAGGGACAGGAGCAUUUAUUCCCACCUUUUUUGUGUGUGUAUGUGCGUGCGCGCCUGUGUGUGUGUGUGUGUUUGGUUUCAUUCGUACUUUAUUUGACGGAUUACUGACGGUGCUGUCCUUGAGGAGAUGAUGAGUUGGCUAUUUACAUCUAUUUUUUGUUUGUAAACAAUAUUUAGUGACUACCUGUGACAUUGCAUUUAUUUUCACAUGUAGCUCUUAAAGGUGCCGUAUUCAUCUUAACAUUGAUGCCUCUUCUAGUAUUUAUGUGUCUGUUUAAAAUACAAAUAUUUUCAAUAAAAUGUAUUUGCAAGGUA
This is a messenger RNA of Misgurnus anguillicaudatus (oriental weatherfish), 2671 nucleotides long. It is a transcript of the gene tmpoa, whose product is annotated as thymopoietin a. The record is from RefSeq and is a predicted model, not a curated record. Gene Ontology annotation, molecular function: DNA binding. Lineage: Eukaryota; Metazoa; Chordata; Actinopteri; Cypriniformes; Cobitidae.